Molecule: messenger RNA, 696 nt
Organism: Adelges cooleyi (spruce gall adelgid)
Lineage: Eukaryota; Metazoa; Arthropoda; Insecta; Hemiptera; Adelgidae
Product: uridine diphosphate glucose pyrophosphatase NUDT14-like
Exons: 5
Coding region: 55-696 (213 amino acids)
Biological process (GO): ribose phosphate metabolic process; nucleoside phosphate metabolic process
Molecular function (GO): metal ion binding; UDP-sugar diphosphatase activity
Source: RefSeq, a predicted model, not a curated record
UUAUAAUUUUAAGCGAAGUUUAAUUGAUAAAUAAGUAUUGUAACUGAGCAAAUUAUGAAGCCAAUUAGUGAAAUGAGGGCUGUGAAAUUCACCGAGUCGAAUUACAUCAAGCCAUUUUCUUUGAUGUUUAAGCAAGGAGAAAAAGACAUUAAAUGGGACUUGAUGGAUUGCCACGAUGGUGUUUUUAUUAUAAUUUACAACAGAAACAGAAAUACUUUAGUAUGUGUGAAACAAUUUCGACCGGCUGUGUACUAUAAAUGUAUCCCGGCUUUUGAUAGACCUGCAGAAGGACCAAUUGAUACUGAGAAGUAUCCACCUACAAAUGGGUUAACAGUAGAAUUUUGUGCUGGUAUUGUAGACAAAAACAAAUCCUUAGAAGAAAUAGCUGUUGAUGAAGUACGAGAAGAAUGUGGCUACGAAAUCAAAGUUUCAGAUUUACAAAAAAUCAUUAGUUGCAGAUCCGGCUUAAGCAUUACAGGAACAACUCAAACAUAUUUUUACACAGAAGUGACUGAUCAUAUGAAAGUUUCUGAUGGAGGUGGCGUUGAAAAUGAAGGAGAAGACAUUGACGUCGUGGAAUACACUAUUCCGCAAAUAAGAGAUAUUGUUACACAAUCCGAUGUAUUAAACGGAUCAACUAGUCUUCUUUUUGGCCUAAUGUGGUUUUUAACAAAUAAAAUAGUCCUGAACAUGUGA